Molecule: messenger RNA, 3986 nt
Organism: Rhincodon typus (whale shark)
Lineage: Eukaryota; Metazoa; Chordata; Chondrichthyes; Orectolobiformes; Rhincodontidae
Product: aldehyde dehydrogenase, dimeric NADP-preferring-like
Exons: 10
Coding region: 64-1644 (526 amino acids)
Biological process (GO): aldehyde metabolic process
Cellular component (GO): cytoplasm
Molecular function (GO): aldehyde dehydrogenase (NAD+) activity
Source: RefSeq, a predicted model, not a curated record
UUCUAUUGAAUGGUGGAGCAGAGUUGAGCUGUACAAUAUACUCCUGUUUCUGAUGAGGUUCAGAUGACAGGGCUUGGCGUCAAAACCAAGAGAUGGUGUCCUGUUUUUCUUGCAGGUUCACCCAUCAUGGAAGGGAUCCAGCUUGUUGUAGCUACUGCGAGAGCUGCCUACAAUCAGGGAAAAUCCCGGCCUCUGGAAUUUCGCAUCCAGCAAUUGAAGGCGCUGGAGAGAAUGAUCGAUGAGAAAAAAGAGGAAUUCUCAGUGGCACUCAAAAAAGACUUGCACAAGAGUGUAUUUGAUGUGGAGAUCUUUGAAAUUGCCGGCAUUCUGAAUGAGAUUUCUCUGGCCAUCACCAACCUACCGGAGUGGACUGCUCCAAAGUACGUGUCGAAGAGUAUGAUGACAUUAAUGGAUGAUGUUUAUAUCCAUCGAGAGCCUCUUGGGGUGGUUCUUAUCAUAGGGGCCUGGAACUAUCCUUUGGCUCUUAUUGUCCAGCCUCUAAUUGGGGCAAUUGCAGCAGGAAACGCAGCAGUCCUAAAGCCAUCGGAAGUGAGUGAGAAUACAGCCCAGUUACUGGGGGAGCUCCUCCCUCAAUACUUGGACAAGGUGGGUGUGGACUACUCAGCACUGGCGUUAUGCGAUCUCAUCAAUUUACCUUGUGUUUCCACCAAUGUCGCCAGUCUUUUGAAUUUAACAUCUCCCCUGCACUUGCUGCUAUUAAAGGAUCUUUACCCUGUCGUUAACGGAGGGGUUGAAGAGACAACGGAGGUGUUGAAACAGCAGUUUGAUCACAUCCUGUACACGGGCAGUACCAACGUUGGCAGGAUCGUUAUGGAGGCUGCAGCCAAACAUCUGACCCCUGUGACCCUGGAGCUUGGCGGGAAAAGUCCAUGUUACGUUGAUGGUGACUGUGACCUGGAUGUGGCCUGCAGACGUAUUGCAUGGGGACGGUACACAAACAGUGGUCAGACCUGCAUCGCUCCAGAUUACAUCCUGUGUAAUAACAGUAUCCAGGAUGAAGUGGUGAAGAAGAUUGGCUCUGCUGUCUCUGAAUUCUAUGGAGCCGAUCCCCAGAAAUCCCCGGACUACGGACGUAUUGUAAACCAGCGGCAUUUUAAGAGACUGAUGUCUUUGCUGGAGGGAGAGAACGUGGUGUUUGGUGGUCAGCGCGAUGAAAAGGAGCUCUACAUAGCUCCCACAAUUGUGACUGAUGUGGAUCCCAGCUCCAGGAUUAUGCAGGAGGAGAUCUUCGGCCCAUUGCUACCCAUCGUCACGGUCAACUGCGCGGAAGAGGCCAUUGACUUCAUCAAUAAGAGGGACAAGCCCUUGGCUCUCUACGUCUUCUCUCACAACAAAAAGUUGAUCCAGAGGAUUAUCGCAGAGACAUCCAGUGGUGGUGUAACUGCCAAUGACUGCCUGAUCCAUUACUCUGUUGACACCCUCCCAUUUGGGGGUGUGGGGAAAAGUGGCAUCGGGGCUUACCACGGUAAAUUCAGCUUUGAAACCUUCAGCCACCGCCGAGCUUGUGUGUUGAAAUCGCUGGGUAUGGAGAAGGCGAAUAGUAUCCGUUAUGCACCAGCCACUGAUUCAAAGCGAAAAUGGACCCUUUGGCUGAUGAAGAAACACAGAUGUGAAAUAAUGUGACUUGGCAGCAAGUCCCAGGCUGCCAGGUGAGGGUCAGUGUUUCUGGACACAGGAAAGGGCAACAUUUUUACAAACCAUCCGUAGUUGGCUUUGUCGAGCCAAGGUGAUCUACAGCAGUCUGAAGUAUAUUCCCAAAACACGGAGCGGGGGAGUUGAUGUGAUAGAAAAAGAAUGGUGAUCAUGUUUCUCAGUCAGGAUUCAUAGAAUCCUUACAUGUGUGGGAGCAGGCCAUUUGGCCCAUUGAGUCCACACUGACCCUCCCAAGAGCAUUUCCUAUGACCAAUCCACCUAGCCUGCACAUCCCUGGGCACUAUGGGCAAUUUAGCAUGGCCAAUUCACCUAACCUGCACAUCUAUGGACUGUGGGAGGAAACCAGAGGAAACCCAUGCAGACACAGGGAGAAUGUGCAAACUCCACACAGUCACCCGAGGGUGGAAUCGAACCUGGGUCUCUGAUGCUGUGAGGCAGCAGUGCUAACCACUGUUUUGGGGCUGAUCCAUUACCUUGGAGAUUCAUGUUGCCAUCGUACCAUUGUGCUUCCAGCUGGGAGAGGUCACUGGUUCUAGUUUUUCUCCAUUCAUUAGUGGGAUUUGGGUGUCUCUGGCCAGGGUCAGUAUUUAUUACCUAUCCCAUAUUGCCUUUUGGAUAUAACUGAAUGCUUGGCUAGAGUCCUUUCAGAGAGCAGUAAAGAGUUAACCACAUCCAUUGUGGGUCUACAGUUGCAUAUAGGCCUGACCAGGUAAGGACAACGGCUUCCUUUCCCUCCAGGACAUUAGGCAACCAGAUGGAUCUUUACAACCAUCGAUAAUAGCUUCAUGGUCAUCACCGAAUACUUAUGGCACGGAAGGAGGCUAAUCAGCCCAUUGCACCUGUGCUAGCUCAACAAUCUGAUCUGGCUUUAUUACAUAGUGCUUAUCUCCUGCCUUUCCUCCCUAUAUCCCUACAAACCACUUUUUCUUCUAUCUGAAAAACCCAUCCAAUGCCCUCUUCAAUUGAACUUGCCUCCACUAUAUUUUCCAAGCUGCAGACUUUUAAUUCCAGAUUUUUAAAAUAUAAAUUGCAUUUAUUGGAUUUGUUCCCAGGACACUAACUGGGUUUCUGGAUUACUAAAAAUAAAACAAAAGCCUGUGGAUGCUGGAGAUCUGAAACAAAAACAAAACUGCUGGAGAAACUCAGUAGGUCCCCCUCCUUCUGAUGAAGGGUCACUGAAAUCUAUGUUUAACUUUCUGUUUCUCUCCACAGAUGCUGCCAGACCUGCUGAGUUUCUCCUUUUUUGUUUGUUCUUAUCUCUGAAUUUCUAGUCUAGCUACAACGACACUAGUCCCAUCGCCUCCCUAGUUAAGUUAACAAAGCCUUGGCAAGCUUGGGGUGGCACAGUGGCUCAGUGGUUAGCAUUGCUGCUGCUCGGGACCCGGGUUCAAUGCCACCCUCAGGCAACCGUCUGUCUGUGUGGAGUUUGCACGUUCUCCCUGUGUCUGCGUGGGUUUCCUCCCACAGUCCGAAGAUGCGCAGGUUAGGGCAUUUGGGUGUCUAAAUUGGCCAUGCUAAAUUGCCCCAUAGUGCCCAGGGAUGUGGAGACCAGGUGAAUUAGCCAUGGUAAGUGCAACGUUACAGGGAUACAGUAGUGGGGUGGGUGUGGAUGGGAUGCUGUUUGCAGGGUGGGUAUGGACUGAAUGGCCUGCUUCCGCACUAGGGAUUGUAUGAUUCCAAGUUUCUCUGCUCCAUUCUGCAAGUAAGAAACUCGAAAGUUGGUGAAGAACAGAUUGAGUGCCAGUGAAGUGUAUUUCUUUGGACUGAAUUUUCCACGGCUUGUUGAUGCUUCAGUGUUGUGAACCAUUGCUAGCUUAAAUUCUCGAAUGUGAAGCAACUGCUUUGGAUGAGGUUGCCCAAGGGCCGAGCCCUAGUGAGAGGCUGCCACAACAAUGAAAGGACGAGUGUCUGGGGGCUUGGAUAGAAAAAAAAGUUGUCCAAUUUUGCAUCUUUGUUUCUUCCAGAUUUACUGUUUUUGAAAGACUUGGAAAAUGCACCACUACAUUACUUUAACCUCCUGGGACACCCGUGAGGCCAUUUCUUUUCCCUUUGGCCUCUGGGGACAGUUGGGAUAGAUUUUAAGAUCUGAGCACAUUCUGACCAAUGUAAUCUUGCAAUUCAAGAACACUGCUUUCAAUGGUAGUGAUGUGCCAUCAUCUCUCAUGCACCAGCACAGACAUAAUGGAAUAGAUGAUCUACACUGUAAUUUCUGAUUCUUUAUCUGUAAAUAUCCUGUUGCUAAUAAUUACUUUUGUUUUGCACUGUGUUUAAACACAGUAAAAAUAAAAUCCACUGAUUCACCUUGUAAUAAA